Messenger RNA from Pseudogymnoascus destructans, 861 nucleotides. RefSeq lists its product as uncharacterized. Lineage: Eukaryota; Fungi; Ascomycota; Leotiomycetes; Thelebolales; Thelebolaceae. The transcript has a single exon. The record is from RefSeq and is a predicted model, not a curated record. The coding region runs from base 1 to 786 and encodes 261 amino acids.
AUGCCCAAACUCCCCCCCCCCUACCGCCCCGACUUCACCACCGAAACCUCCCUCCCCAUCGACCUCAUCUCCGCCUCCUACCUCGCCUUCCUCACCACAACCCUCGCCCUCAUCCUCCUCGGCUGCCUCCUCAUCUUCCUCCUCCGCCUCUCCGUCCUCUUCGACCGCCGCCUCGCCCGCGACGGCUUCGUCGGCGGCGUGCCACGCGAAGAGAAGAUCCUCCAGCGCUGCAAGGAGAGGGGGCAUCGCGUGUGUCGCGAGCGGGGGGUGUGGGAUGUUGGGGUGCGUGGGGGUCCGCCGGUGAGAGAGUACGAGGGGGAAAGCGUGGAGGAAAAGCGGAAAGGGAAGAAGUUGCGCUUUUUGCCGGUGCCGGAGGUUAUACCGUUUUCACCUGCGGAGGGGGAUGUACCAGUGACGAGAAAGAAGGAGAAUAAGGGGAAGGGGAAGGGGAAGGAGAGACAGCGUGCGAGGAGCCAUAGUAGCCAUAUCAGCAGCGGCCACCGCACGAGCGAGGAGUGGGGGACAUUCAGUUCCGCUAGUGUCACUGGGGUGACGGCGCGGAGGCGCGCGUCAUCGAUGACUUUGGAGAGUGGAGACUGGGCAUGGCCGCCGCGGAGAAGGACGAGCGCGGACUGGGUGAAGGGUGGGGAGGAGGAGCCUAUGAGAUUUUUCGGGGCGGGGUCGUGGAUUGGGAGAGUGAAGAACAGGGGUGAGAUGCGGAGUGGGAGUGUGAGUGUGAUUGAGGGAAGGGUGUUGGGAGAGAGAGAGGGUGGUGGAGCUGUAUGAGUGGGACAUGGCGAUGAUAGAUGAGAUGGUGCUGGUACACCUGAGUAAUUCUUAGCAAGCACGGGGAGCGAGUAG